UUUUUUUUUGCAAUGAAUCAUUAUUAUUAUUAUUACCAUUAUAUACUAUAACUAUUUAUAUUAUUAGCGUGAAAUUUAGAAAAACUCCCAAAGUGCAGUUACACUGAUUCCGCCAUUAAUGUAAGACGAGCGCCAUCUCGUGUUCAUAUCUAUAUAAUCAGUAGACGACGGCGCACACCUGAGGUUUUUUUUUCGCCACAUUUACGAAGUGUUCAUAUUGGUGUUUUUUUUUAACAACACGAGUUGAGAGCAGAGCCACACAGACAAUUUUUUUGUUGCUUUGAAAGACAAAUUACACACCCAAAACAAGGUAAUUAUUGCAGCGGUAAAUUAAUAAUAUCUGGAUUUGAAAACCUCGGCUGAUGCGAAGGAAGUUUACGAUGUGAAACAAUGAGUGGAGGCGAAGGAGACAAAAUCCUUGUUCGUGCGCUUGAGACGUGCUCGGUCUCCUCGAAGCUGAGCUCCAGCUCGACAUCGGGCGACAACAGGCUGCCUGCCUUCAAGGACGCUCGGUCUCGGGAUGCCUCCAAAAACUGGGAAAUUCAUGGGACGACUUGUACUGGACCACAUUCCAAGACCUUCUUCUCAGUAGACUUGGAUAUCUGCAAUGGACAAUCAAAACUGCUGAUCAGUUUGUGGGCACCACUCUACCCACCCUCGAGGACUUGCAUACUAUUCAAACGAGGACAAGAACAGGCGGUAUCCUAUCGGACCAUCCGCAUCCUGGCCACCACCUCUUCCAGCUCCUUCGCUCGGAGUUUGGACUUCCCUUGGACUCUCGACCUUAACCGACUCAUUGGUGCAGUGCAACUUUUUUAUUUUCACACGUCCACACAACUCCACGUCACCACUUCCUGCUCGCGAGAUAAGGAAGCGGCGCCCGGAGGUGACGUCCUCGUCCAUCUUGGCGGCGAUAAACAUCGUAAAGGUCUCCGCCGCUGCCAAUCUGGGAAAUUAAGUUGCACUGUCCAUCAGGAGUUAACAGUUGUCUUGUCGUCAGUCCAAAUCCUCAGAAAGAUGGCUGAAAAUCGCAGUAACCGACAGGGUGAUGCUUUUCUCUUCAGCGGCAUUUUUCCAUUUCUGUGGAUAAGAGGCUUGUAAAAUGGACGGACUGAUGGACGUUCUCAUAACCUUUUCUCUUCUUAUGAUCUGGCGGGCUGCAACACUGUGAUGCCCUCGUCGGAAAACACAUAGAACAUGUUGCCGACGCUCAAACCUGGAAAACAAGGCAAGGAGCAUCAAGGAAGUGGAUCAAGGGAGCGGGAUCGGGUCAUAUUUAUUCACACCGAAGCUUCCUGGUACUGUAAGUAAGUCGACAAAAUUCAACUGAGUUCUCAUGAGAACCAACCGGGUGCCAGGGGACAAAAUCACUCUACGGAAUACCAACUGAAAACACCAUAGAAGAUCGAUGGAUUUCGGCAAUUAAACGUGAUGAAUGGUGCCCGACAAAAAUACACACACGCCUGUGUAGCGAUCGCUUCAUUUCAGGUGAGAAUUAUUCUUCUCAAUCACAAAUUACCAACAAGUAUUUAUAAUGCCAAGUUGGCUCAUUGGAGAACAAUGCGUGUUAAAAAAAAAUAAAUAAACUGCCUGUCACAGAGGUUUACGGAGGUUCAGUGUGGGCACAAUCGCUUCCUUGUACAGUCUGUUGAGACAACUCCGUCCUCUUUUUUUUCCAAUCAUAGUUAAUGAAUGCGAGUUUGUGUAAACCCAGGGGUCAUUUAUUUAAAUAUUGGUAUUUGCAUUGAAUACUAGCUGGAAAAAUCGGUGGAUUCUGGCAAAGGUUAACGUGUGGCCGAACACACUUCCGCGUUCACGAGCCUUGAAAACCGUCACUAUGUGGGAUUUAUUCCAAAUGAGAACAGAUCCAGCAACAAAGUAUGUCGUAUGUAUCCAGACUUACCUUCUAAAUGUCUGACGGUAUCGGACAAGACUCUGUGCAUCGUGCUAUAAGACAUAUUUUCGUGUCGUCUCCAACCGCCUUAGCAUUGAACAAUGCUUUGUUUGACCAGCAAUAUGGCGACGUAAAGAAAAGUCACGUGAUUUUAUGACGUAGGCGCACGGGCUCUAUUAGCGGUACAUGGUUAGCGAUGUCCCAAAUCUGAGCGGGUGUGUGUGGAGAGGACAUUUUUCCGAACCACUAACCCAACCCGAAGAGAUCCUCACACCAAUUUCCAUGCACAUCAGAUUCUAAAAGCCAACAUCUGGUCCAACCAAUAAAUCCAGGCUUGUUAGUAACUCGGAAUCUUUUGUAUUGAUGAUAAAUAUUCUCAUUGUUUUGAUGUGGUCAGCUCGCCCCAAGGAGGAGGGAGUUCAUUUGCGACUUCUGUCUUUCUGCAUUCAUUAAUGCAAACAGAAAGCACGAUGUAAACACACGGUGAAGAGUACAGAAGAUAGAACCUGUGCCAUCUGCUCGCCCGUCAGCUCGUCAACACAUCACAUUUGUAACAACCGGCAAGUGUAUAUUUGUAAAAACGCAGCAAGUAUACGCUGCCUAACGGCCUGAAACUGACAAUAAGCCAGGUUGGAUGCUGUUUUCCCGUUGAUAAAUGUCCACAAAGCAGGCACGCUGGCACACUGUAAAACACAUUGCAGCGCGCCAUAAACAGCAGUCAGCCUCAUAUUGAAGCACGGAGACUGGGAGUGUUGUUGUUGUUGGAUUUUUUUUUUUUUUGUCUUUAUAAUACACACAGCAUCCAGACAGGAUUGGAUGGUUUCCGCAACAGCGGAGCUGCGAGCGGUUAGGUAUGAAAAAAAAAAAAAAAAGAAGAAAAAAAAAAGGCUGAUUGUGUGCGAGCGGUAGUUGAUGAAACGCACCCCGGGCAGUGUACGAGGCGGAGGGGGGAGGAAGCUGGCGAGCUGGUGUUUCUUGUGGACAACACGACUGAACACGCAUACUGUAAUUUGCUUUCACAGGCCCGGGAGUGGCGCCGCAUGCCAACUUUAUCACAUGAAUACAAAAGGAGUUGAG
Molecule: messenger RNA, 2971 nt
Organism: Syngnathoides biaculeatus (alligator pipefish)
Lineage: Eukaryota; Metazoa; Chordata; Actinopteri; Syngnathiformes; Syngnathidae
Exons: 9
Coding region: 391-1101 (236 amino acids)
Source: RefSeq, a predicted model, not a curated record